AUGACCCACGCCCCCCUCAUCGCUGACCCCUUCUGCGCCUACAUCUCCGGCCAUCGUCUGCUUGUCGAGGUCGACAUCGUCGUGAAGGACUCGGCCUCACUUCGCGCCACCCAUGACGUCGCCGAGGAGGUGCAGAUCAAGUUUGGGUCUCUCCCAGAUGUGGAGCGUGCUAUGUGCACGUUGGCUCUGAGGCUGCCCACAAACCGGAGCAUUUCCUGA
Molecule: messenger RNA, 219 nt
Organism: Aspergillus pseudoviridinutans
Lineage: Eukaryota; Fungi; Ascomycota; Eurotiomycetes; Eurotiales; Aspergillaceae
Exons: 1
Coding region: 1-219 (72 amino acids)
Source: RefSeq, a predicted model, not a curated record